CCAGAGAAACAGCAGCACAAGCGGACGGGAACUAGUCAGGCAGCGCUUCUCAACGGGGGGUUUGAAACAGAAACUAGCCCAACUGUUCGUUCUGUACCGCGAAACACACCCCCUUACCUUAAUACAGUUGUAAACAAUUAGCGUUAUUAGCUAGUCUCGGCCUCUGUCGUCAGUAUUAGAGGUGAAUAGAUAAAAAGCGAGGAUGUUGGUCCCCGCGGGAAGAUAAUGAAGAAGCUGCGCGUGUUGUUGCUGUGCGCCGUUUUAGCUCUCCUGUGCUGGCACUCUUGUCAUCAUGUUUAUUGUUCAGAAGAGAUCUCCUCUGGCCCAGGACUCCCUGCACAGGAUGACAGCAGUUACGCAACGCAAGAAUCAGGGGCAGACGACAAGGUUGAGGAGGAAGGGGCGACACACACUCAGUCAUCGUACGACGUGGGUCUGGAGACAGAGAGAGUUGCACUAAAAGAAACAUCAUUGCACUCACAAGACGCCCCGCAUGAAGAGAAGCACAAACAGACUGUGAAUUUGGAAGAAGUGUUGGAGGAGCCGCAGAUUCAGCUUGAGUCUGCACUUCCUGAGCUAGAGCAACAGCAACAGCAACAGCAACAGCAACAACAACAACAACAACAACAACAACAGCAGCAGCAGCAGGAGCAGCAACCAGAACCCCAGAGCACCCAACAGUCAGACCAACAGCAAUCAGCUCAACCACCAACACUUACACAGACCCAAACAGCACCGCCACUUUCCCAGCCCCAGCCAGACCCUGAAACUCCGCAGGCCACUGCCACAGAGGACCAGGCUGCCCACGCCUCCGCUGCUUUAACCCCUUCACAGACUGAUUCGCACACAGAAGACCCCUCUGCAUCUCCUGCUGAACUCCAGAAGAGCCCAGAGUCAGCCUCACCUACCUCAGUCACCUCCUCCGAGAGCCCCUCCAGUGGACUAGACGUCCCGCGUCCUGAUGCCCCUGUAGAGAACUCUAGUGCCAGUCAGUGUGAGGUGGGCUCUGUGCCCCACUUCAGCCAGUCCCUUGGCACCACUCUUACCAGUGUUGUGGAGGAACAUGCAGAGCAGCAAGCAGAGAACCAGUCUGCCACAUUGGGAGUACAGAGUACAGAGACCAUUGCUGACCCGACUGCCACUCUGCUCCCGAGUGAGCCGGACCUCACAGAGCCACAGUCAGCCAGUAUCCCUCCACCUACAAAAAGCCAGCAGGUGAUGGACGAUGGGGGAGCUACAGACCCUCCUGUGCCCACUAAAGAGGACAUCCCCACUUUUGAUGAGUGGAAGAAAAAAGUGAUGGAAGUAGAGGAGAAGAAAAGUCAGUCUCUGCACACUUCAUCAAAUGGCAGCCCUCAUCCAGUCAAAAAGGUCCAAAAGAAUUUCAAGAAUAACUACGCCUCUGUCGAAUGUGGGGCCAAAAUCCUCUCGGCUAACAAUGAGGCCAAGAGCACAUCUGCCAUCCUGAUGGAAAACAUGGAUCUGUACAUGCUGAACCCCUGCAGUACCAAGAUCUGGUUUGUUAUUGAGCUCUGUGAGCCAAUCCAGGUGAAGCAGCUGGAUAUUGCAAACUUUGAGCUGUUCUCCUCUACACCAAAAGAUUUCCUUGUGUCUAUAAGUGACAGGUAUCCGACCAAUAAGUGGAUCAAGCUGGGCACCUUUCACGCCCGUGAUGAACGCACAGUACAGAGCUUCCCUCUGGACGAGCAACUCUAUGCCAAAUAUGUCAAGAUGUUCAUCAAAUAUAUGAAGGUCGAGCUGCUCUCCCACUUUGGCUCUGAACACUUCUGUCCGCUCAGCCUCAUCAGGGUGUUUGGCACCAGUAUGGUGGAGGAGUAUGAUGAGAUAGCCGACUCUCAGUACACUUCAGAGAGAGCCGAGUAUCUGGAUGAAGACUAUGACGUCUUUUUUACAGAUUACCCACCCGGCUAUCUGCCGUCAGAGGAUAAGACGUCAAAGAAUCUGCUGGGCUCCGCCACAAAUGCCAUCCUGAACAUGGUAAACAACAUUGCAGCAAACGUUCUAGGAGGGAAACCAGAGCUAGAGGACGGAGCUGAAAUGGAAGGAAACGUUUCCUCUGGGACCGAAAACGUCACCCAGGCGUCAACAGAAACCACACUCACGCCAGAACCCACCCCUACUGAACAGCCCUCUACGCUGGAUGUUCUUGAGCUGGAUCCCACUUUAGUGAAGGAGGACUUAAAUGUUCCUGUUCCUGAGGCUCCUUCAGAACCUCCGCCUGAGGAGAACCGUAUCGUCAUCCUCAUCGAGGAGGAAGAAGAGGCCACCCAGCCAACGGUGACCCUGCUGGAGGAGGAGCGAGAGGAGGAAAAAAGACUAGAGGAGAUGUGGGAGAGGGAGAGCGCCACGUACUGCGGCCACCUCUCGACGUUGUCCUGCUUGGCGUCUUUGCACGAACACUUCUACUGCUACUGUUCAGCAGCAUUAGCACUACAGCGCCAGCGUAGAGACCGCCGCCACAAAGCACAGCGCUCACACACCGACACGGACGCUCAAACCGCCCCUGAGCAGCCCCUCCCUGACCCCACCCCAACCCAAGAGCCCCCUGCGCCUUCUGAGAAACUUCCAGAAGCAGAACGCCCCUCUCAGGCACAAUCUGAGAAGAUUUCCCCUACUGAAACGGUGGCUGCUCCGACUCAGUCCUCCAGUGGGGAAACUCCAGUGAGUGAGAAGGAGCUCCCACCUGAGACUAUCCUGUUAGAGCCCAGCCGUACAUCCACUCUUCCCCCGCACAGCUUCUCCGACACCCCCACCCAAAAUAUCCCAGAGUCCCUACCCACGGGAGAGCCCGUGGACCAACGUCCGCAGUACGUGGUAGACAUCCCAGAAACCCUUACGCCUGUGAGCAGCUACAGCAGCACCGGCAGCCUCCUCUCUAUCAGUGCCGCUUCCUCUCCGCUCUCCUCCACCACCACUGAAUCCCACAGCCUAGAGACGGACCCUCCCAAACUGGAGCUCCCCGUCCCCACCAAAGAGACGGCUCAGCCGUUGCCCACACAUACCCGCCCUGCUGAUAUCCCACCUCCUACUGAGCUUCCCAUCCUGCUUCCAGAGGCCUCAGAUAAUGGUAGGCCUGCAGGGGUUGAUGAUGCUCACCACAGUUCUGUGGCCUCCCAGACAGAGCUUUCUGAAGCUUCUCUGGCUCAACAAGAGGAGACUGUAGAUGACAUUCUGCUCCCGCACCGCACCGCCGGAGAGUUUUACGCGGAGCAGCAGCAUUCAGCAGAAAUGGGCCACGGGAAUGGAAACGGCAAUGGGAAUCAGGUGCACGGAUCCAACCAGAAGGAAUCGGUGUUCAUGAGAUUGAAUAACAGGAUUAAAGCACUGGAGAUGAACAUGUCCCUCAGCAGCAGAUACCUGGAGGAGCUCAGCCAGAGGUAUCGUAAACAGAUGGAGGAGAUGCAACGGGCUUUUAACAAGACCAUCAUUAAACUGCAGAACACCUCCAGAAUCGCAGAAGAGCAGGACCAGAAACAGACGGAGUCUAUACAGAUGUUACAGAGCCAGCUUGAGAAUGCCACCAGGAUCAUGCUGAACCUGUCUGCCACUGUUGCUCAGCUACAGCGAGAGGUGUCUGACAGACAGAGUUACCUGGUGCUGUCUCUGAUCCUGUGUCUGACGCUGGGUCUGCUACUCUGUAUGCAGUGCUGCAGGAGCUCACCCAGUCAGACCACCAGCUCAACCAUUCCCAUGAGCAACCACUACCCCAGCCCUAAGAGGUGUUUUUCCUCAUAUGAUGAUAUGAGUCUGAAACGGAGAGUUUCUUGCCCUCUCGUUCGUUCAAAGUCGUUUCAGCUGCCCACGUCAGAACUAGGUCCUGAUGACUUGUACAUUGUAGAACCUCUAAGGUUUUCUCCAGAGAAAAAGAAAAAGCGCUGCAAGACAAAAGCAGGAGACAGAGUGGAGACCCUCCGGGCGUCCGUCCCCUCAGCGACGGGUGUUAACGGCGAGCCCCGAUUCAACGGCGAAUCGUCAUCAUCAUCUUCUCUUCAAUUCCUGCCGUCAACGUGCAACGGCUACUUGUCCACCUGCUCGUCCAGAGACUGUGCAUCAGAGGGCAGCUCCGAGAGCUCAGUUUCCACACUGUCCGAGGAGUCCUUCAGCAGCGCCCCCUCCGUGAACGGACACGACCCCAUCCUGUGCAACGACGAGCCUGCGCUGACCAUCCCUCUAGCCAAGAGCAAGAUAGAGAAGAGGUCUCUAAAACGACGCAAGUCAAAGAACGCAGACCAACAGGAAGCCCGACGUGUGGGGGAGAUACUGCACGCGCCACUUCCUGUGACCGUCAUGCCCACGCUAGAGGAGCUCAUGAAGGGAAAAGCAGAUUUGGGCGUGGCCACAUUCGGAAGGACAGCUGUGACAGGACGCGUUUGAGUUUUUCCUUCUUUCGCUUAUUCCACCAGUUGUUUUGAGAUUGUUUGUAAGCGCUGAUCCUGACGCCGUCUUCACUACAUCCUGGUUCUUACGUGCCUUUUUUAUCCAUUCAGGAUUGUUUUUUGUUAUUCCCUUUAUGUUUUUUAUCUUCUGGGGAGAUUUGAACAUUUGAAAAGUAUGAAUGGGACUCGAUUUGUCUCUGAACGGAUGUAGGUGCCGCGAUGCGAUACAGCGAGCAGGGUGGCCCACAACAUUCAACGUGUUUCUUUACACUAACAUGACCCUCAGGUCGUCAUUUCCUCUUUCACUGUCCCUUUAACACUCUCUCACUCGCUCUUUUCCUUCGUUGAAAAUGUAAUUCUUGUGAGUGUGUGUGACUCUACGCCAGUCUGUGGUUGGUUUGUGGGACCAGUGACGUCACAUAGCACAGGGCUUCAAUCCAGUGAACAGAGCUGAAUGAAGAUCAGAUCCAGUUCUUGUUAAGUCUUUUUCUCCUAUUCGAAUCACGAUCUAGUUUGACCAACAAGUCCAGGCUGGGCCUGAACACUCUCAUACACCCCACAGCAUCUCAUGUUCAGUCUCCAGCUUUUUCAAGCAUGUUUACAGCUCAUUUUCUUUGUUCAAUGGCGCCGUCACAUGCUGAUAUUCAUUUUGUAAUUUUUACUCGCUUCAUAUGUACACGGGGAGUUUACGGGGGACAUUCUGUUAUUUUUAGAGGUAAUUAUUUAUGUAUUUAUUUAUUUAAAUGUGACCCGGGCUCUAUGAGAUCACGGUCAUGUGAUAUAAGAAAUACAGUGGCCCCUUCAACCUCCAUGUUAGAGAUUUACACACAAAUGGUACGGACAUCUUCCUGUUUUCAAAAGUUUGUGCACUCUAUCUUUUCUGGUCAUUUGAGAAAGCUGGAUUCUGACAACUUCAGCUUUAUUUUGGAUGGAUCUUGAUUUAAUUUUGCAUUCAAAUCAAAUUAAGCAUUAUAUAAUUAUGGAGAUGUUGUACAUCUGAUCAUCUGGAUUUGUUCGGACGAGUUUUGAGUUACUGGAUUCGAGGUGAAUCGUUAAAAGUCGAGCUAAAUAUUAUGCAUGAGUCCAGCAAAGCAACCGUCUGUCAUGUAUGUGUAAAGUUUAUCUGUGUGUGUGUCAAGCAUCUUCUCUAUUCACACACUCCAUUUCCUUCUUAACACACUUUGUAUGUGUAUGCGUGUUUUCAUAGUUGUUUUUAAUGCACCCGAGACCAUUCGACAUCCUAGUGGCGUUUCUGUGUCGUGUAAGAUUGUAAGUGUUUUCUCUCAUGCAGAUGAUCCCAUCGUUGACCUUUUAUCAGACUCACGAUUUCAAUAAAAGGGAAAGAUUGGGAUGGCGUGCGACGGACCAUCUCUGAUUUCCAUGCUACAUGUCCUACUACCUUUUGAAUGGAAAUUGAUAUAUGCUUGUGGAGUUUGUGUAUGGAUGUUUUCUCAUUAGUGUGUAUGGUGAAGACUCUUUUCCAGUACCCCAGUGAGUAGAGAGAGCGCUGCGUGUGUCUCUCCUGUGCACUUUGGAGAACUCCACAUGCCUUUGUUUUUCUACACCACACCUUGUACAAGUGCUUUUUCGCCCCAGGCUUUCCUUAGUACGGCGCCCUCUAGUGGCGGAUGCCUGAUUUUAUUUAAACGUCCGCUAGGUGGCGCCCAAAUGAAAUCUCAUCAUCUUUGAGGACGAACUGCACAGUAUUUGAUUUUAAGUUGUUUUCCAAUUGUAACUACAGCAGUGUAGUGCCAUUAGAAACUGUGAAUUUAUAAAUAAAAACACUUUGUUGUCUUUA
Messenger RNA from Labeo rohita (rohu), 6195 nucleotides. RefSeq names its product SUN domain containing ossification factor (gene suco). The coding region runs from base 226 to 4395 and encodes 1389 amino acids. NCBI's taxonomy places the organism in Eukaryota, Metazoa, Chordata, Actinopteri, Cypriniformes, Cyprinidae. The record is from RefSeq and is a predicted model, not a curated record. The transcript is spliced from 24 exons. Gene Ontology annotation, cellular component: membrane; cytoplasm. Gene Ontology annotation, biological process: regulation of bone remodeling; protein folding in endoplasmic reticulum.